Molecule: messenger RNA, 624 nt
Organism: Perkinsus marinus ATCC 50983
Lineage: Eukaryota; Perkinsozoa; Perkinsida; Perkinsidae
Exons: 1
Coding region: 1-624 (207 amino acids)
Source: RefSeq, a predicted model, not a curated record
AUGUCGUCCGCUUCCAUCGGUCAUUCUGGCGGAUUCCACAUGCGUGUCACCAACCAGUCGGUCGUUAUAAACGGCGAAGUGCCGGCGUAUAACCAUCCGAAUGAGGACGGCUAUGGUUCGAAAGUCUCUGUGAAAAGAUACGCCCACGGCUUGGUCAUUCGGGCUAGCACACAACACGAUGGUGUCAGUCGUCUUAUGCAACGCUUUUAUACGCUGGGAGGCGACUGUAACUUGAAUAAGACUCGCGUGGAGUUCGAUAAGACUUCUGGGAAGCUGACAAUAACCGUACCAAGAGAGGGCGCCAAAGUAGACGAUCGUGUGGUAUCGAGUCGCCAUCAGAAGGCCAUUGAAACAGCUGCUGCGCAUGCUCAUGAAAAGAACAGAAUUCGAGUGGUUUUCGAUGAUCACGGGGGCAGUGCCCAUGUUUUUGUACCGAAGACUUCAGGAGGCAUAUUGACGUUACUGGGGGACAAGCUCACUUUGGAAGAUGGUGAAGUGGUGCAUCUACCAGUGGUGAUGGAUGAAGCGGCGAAGGAGCGGUAUGACAGCAAUGAUAUGUUGCACUAUGUCUUGAAGACGAAGGACGAGCCACAGGAAUUAUUGCCUUUCAGUGAAGAAUUGUAA